Molecule: messenger RNA, 1756 nt
Organism: Protopterus annectens (West African lungfish)
Lineage: Eukaryota; Metazoa; Chordata; Ceratodontiformes; Protopteridae
Product: P2X purinoceptor 7-like
Exons: 2
Coding region: 199-762 (187 amino acids)
Source: RefSeq, a predicted model, not a curated record
UGGCCUCGGGCAGAUAACCUAGUACCUACCUAUGAACAUAAGAUAUUGGUAGAAGUGGUACCUCAGUAGAAAGUAUUGUUAGUAUAACAGAAUGCUUGUAAAUGAUGGAAGGAUAAUGUACGUGUGUUCUCAUUGUUUGGUAUUGUGCAAUUGUAGUGUCGCAUAUUCGCAUCACUCCACAUCACACGUACUGAGAUAAUGGCCAGUCAAAGGAAGUUCCGCUCCAUUGUGCCGUACAGUUUUGAACCCGUUUACAAGGAAGGAGAGUGUCCACCGAAGCGUUCACGAAGAAGUAGCAGCAGUAGUGAGGACGAAGAACCCUCGGCCACAAUUACUGGAGAGACUAGAUGGUGCUCUUGCCAACAGUGCAUACAAAUGAGUUCAAGCUUGGAAUGCUACUGCUGUGCUUCAUCACCACGUGCCUGUGUCAAAAUGAAUGAACUUGAUCCGGCACCCAGGUGCAUUACCGAACAUUCGCUCUUUGGCAGCACUUGCUUGACAACACACUUUCUGCACAUACUAAUGCGAGCAAUGUACGUCUUCAGAGGGAAUUUUCGACAAACGAACUGGACAAACAGUACUUAUAGGUUUGUUGCGUAUCGUGCAUAUGUGUUGUGGAUGUAUGAAAAUCGAAAGCUUGGAUAUGGACAUCGUGUAGUCAUACCCUCGUGUGUGGUGAACAAAAUCCGGCAGAGAUUUCCUUCGGAUGAAGCAGACUAUACUGGCUUUAAGCCAUUUGAGGGUUUUUGGAUGUUUGAUUAAAUCUUAAAACAGUUGUAUGUUGCAGGCUGUCUUGACAAGGACUAUAUCUUAAAACAUUUUCAACAUUGACAGUUAUUUAUCAGUGUACAAAUCGAGUUACAAAGCUGAGUGUUACAUUCUGUAUCUUUUUGUUUUACUGUUAUAGGACAUUGCCUCAGUAGCUGUACGCAGUUUACUGUACGAGUAAAGUAUUUUUUUGAAAAGUUUGGAUGUGUCUUGUCAAAGUUGGGUUACCUAGAAGAUAAACUGCAAUUAAGUGCAUUGCUUUACUGCAGUGUCUGUAUGAUUACUUUUGUGAAUCUUUGGUGGAAUGUAGGUAAUUUUGCAGUGUGUUGAAGCUAAAUUUCUGUACCUUGAAAUCAGUGUUGCAGCUCAAUUUUGUUAGUCAUUAAAAAUUUUACUUUUCCUAAAUUCAAUAAUAUGGGUUAUGUGUUUCUUUCGAAUUGAAACAAUCUUGUUAUGCAUUGCAUUGAAUUGGAAGUCAUACAACAUAGGGAAUGUUUUCAAAAUUGUCAUUCAUAUAACAUUAACAGUAGCAGCAAAGCAUACAUUGGGUCUGCCAUAGGUGUAAGAUAAUGACUUUUAUUUAAUUUCUUUCCUAAAGGUCAUCUUGCAGUACAUCAUGCCUCACUGUCUUGCCUAUGCAUGUGCAACACACACUGGGCGACUUGAGGAAGGUGUGUCCAUACAUGCCUUCCCCAGGGAUGUUCACCUUUGCACUGUGUGGGUGAGUCGAUGUGGAACGGAUGUGGGCCACAUCCCGACUUUUGUCAAAGAAGUGAUGCGCAGUAAGAGAGCAAAGUAUUACCUUUGUUCUAAGCAUUUUAAUGACUCCAUGUUUGAAGUCAACUUCAUGAAACAACUUCUUCCUCCACAUGUUAUGAAACGUCAGACUCGCCGACGCCUAAAGAAAAAUGCACUGCCAACCAACUUCAGUCAUACACAGAAUAAAGAAAGAACAUCAUCCAGUCUACGUAUUGCCGGACAGGAACGG